Grus americana (Whooping crane) is the source of this 1230-nucleotide messenger RNA. RefSeq names its product mucin-2-like. NCBI's taxonomy places the organism in Eukaryota, Metazoa, Chordata, Aves, Gruiformes, Gruidae. The record is from RefSeq and is a predicted model, not a curated record. The annotation marks the transcript as partial. The transcript is spliced from 6 exons.
UCCACUCUCACCAACUUGACCUCCACGAGCACGGGGGCGACAGAGGACACUUCGACCACCACGGAGACAACAAGCACCACCGUGCUCACGCCCACCUCCACUCUCACCACCUUGACCUCCACGAGCACGGGGGCGACAGAGGACACUUCGACCACCACGGAGACAACAAGCACCACCACAACAAGCACCACCGUUCCAACGUCCACCUCCACUCUCACCACCUUGACCUCCACGAGCACGGGUGUAACAGAGGACACUUCGACCACCACGGAGACAACAAGCACCACCGUGCUCACACCCACCUCCACUCUCACCACCUUGACCUCCACGAGCACGGGGGCGACAGAGGACACUUCGACCACCACGGAGACAACCAGCACCACCGUGCCCACGUCCACCUCCACUCUCACCAACUUGACCUCCACGAGCACGGGGGCGACACAGGACACUUCGACAACCACGGAGACAACAAGCACCACCACAACAAGCACCACCGUUCCAACGUCCACCUCCACUCUCACCACCUUGACCUCCACGAGCACGGGGGCGACAGAGGCCACUUCGACCACCACGGAGACAACAAGCACCACCGUGCCCACGUCCACCUCCACUCUCACCACCAUAAGCACGACCGUUCCAACAUCCACCUCCACUCUCACCACCUUGACCUCCACGAGCACGGGGGCGACAGAGGACACUUCGACCACCACGGAGACAACAAGCACCACCGUUCCAACGUCCACCUCCACUCUCACCACCUUGACCUCCACGAGCACGGGUGUAACAGAGGACACUUCGACCACCACGGAGACAACAAGCACCACCACAACAAGCACCACCGUUCCAACGUCCACCUCCACUCUCACCACCUUGACCUCCACGAGCACGGGGGCGACAGAGGCCACUUCGACCACCACGGAGAAAACAAGCACCACCGUGCCCACGUCCACCUCCACUCUCACCACCUUGACCUCCACGAGCACGGGGGCGACAGAGGACACUUCGACCACCACGGAGACAACAAGCACCACCACAACAAGCACCACCGUGCCCACGUCCACCUCCACUCUCACCACCUUGACCUCCACGAGCACGGGGGCGACAGAGGACACUUCGACCACCACGGAGACAACAAGCACCACCGUGCACACGCCCACCACCACUCUCACCACCUUGACCUCCACGAGCACGGGGGCGACAGAGGACACUUCGACCACCACGGAGACAACC